CCAGUCCUCAUUCUCAACUAAAAAAGAGUCCUCUUUGCUUAACACACAAAAAAGUAUCCGUCUUCACACGAAAAAUUCCCACCGGAGCGCUUCAAUGGAUAACCGAAACGUCGUCGUCUGUGACAAUGGCACUGGGUAUGUUAAGUGUGGUUUCGCGGGUGAGAAUUUCCCCACAUCGGUAUUCCCGUGCGUAGUUGGAAGGCCAAUGCUGCGAUACGAAGAAUCUCUUAUGGAACAGGAUCUCAAGGACAUUGUUGUUGGAGAUACUUGUUUAAAGUACCGGCAUCAAUUGGAUAUAUCUUAUCCUGUCAACAAUGGUAUUGUGCAAAAUUGGGAUGAUAUGGAACAUGUUUGGGACCAUGCUUUUUAUAAUGAACUAAAGGUUGAUCCAAAAGAAUGUAAUAUUUUGUUAACCGAUCCACCUCUAAAUCCAUCUAAAAACCGUGAAAAGAUGGUUGAGACUAUGUUUGAGAAAUACAACUUUGCUGGUGUAUUCAUCCAAAUUCAAGCUGUUCUAACAUUGUAUGCUCAAGGUUUACUGACGGGACUAGUCAUUGAUUCUGGUGAUGGGGUCACUCACGUGGUUCCAGUAGUCGAUGGAUACUCAUUUCCUCAUCUUACUAAAAGAAUGAAUGUAGCUGGACGCCACAUAACAUCAUAUCUUGUUGAUUUGCUUCUUAGAAGGGGGUACGCGAUGAAUAGAACUGCUGACUUUGAGACUGUUAGGGAUAUCAAAGAGAAGCUCUGCUACAUAAGUUAUGAUUACAAAAGAGAAUAUCAACUGGGACUUGAGACUACUAUCCUCGUAAAGAAUUACACACUGCCAGAUGGAAGGGUCAUUAAAGUUGGCACAGAGCGGUUUCAAGCACCUGAAGCUCUUUUUACUCCGGAACUCAUAGACGUUGAAGGAGAUGGGAUGGCUGACAUGGUAUUUCGUUGCAUUCAGGAAAUGGAUAUCGACAAUCGAAUGAUGCUCUACCAACAUAUCGUUUUGAGUGGAGGAAGCACGAUGUAUCCUGGAUUACCUAGUCGCCUAGAGAAAGAAAUUUUGGAUCGCUAUCUUGAAGUUGUUUUGAAGGGAAACAGAGAUGGGUUGAAGAAACUACGUCUGAGGAUAGAGGAUCCACCACGAAGAAAGCAUAUGGUGUAUCUUGGAGGUGCAGUUCUUGCAGGAAUCAUGAAGGAUGCACCUGAAUUCUGGAUUAGCAGGCAAGAUUAUUUGGAAGAGGGAGUUGCUUGUUUAAGCAAAUGUGGCCAGGCGUAAACUUUAUCAUUUGUUAGAUUUUAUCGCCACUUCAUUUCCUCCCUAACAAAAGCAUAAGAAGAUGAACAACUCCAUGUAUCAUUGACAGAAGUUGAGUUGCCAUUGAAGAGUAGCUAGGUAAUGAGCCAGUGAAAUGAACGAGGAAGCAUUUGCAGUGAUGUAGCUUGUAAUUGAUGUAUUUUUUUAUAUUAAUUGAAAAUGAAAGGUUUUUUUCCUUUUUUUUUU
Olea europaea var. sylvestris is the source of this 1489-nucleotide messenger RNA. Its product is annotated as actin-related protein 2. Gene Ontology annotation, molecular function: actin filament binding. Bases 95 to 1264 code for a protein of 389 amino acids. The record is from RefSeq and is a predicted model, not a curated record. Gene Ontology annotation, biological process: Arp2/3 complex-mediated actin nucleation. NCBI's taxonomy places the organism in Eukaryota, Viridiplantae, Streptophyta, Magnoliopsida, Lamiales, Oleaceae. Gene Ontology annotation, cellular component: actin cortical patch; Arp2/3 protein complex. The transcript has 15 exons.